This is a messenger RNA of Lytechinus pictus (painted urchin), 1263 nucleotides long. RefSeq lists its product as uncharacterized. The record is from RefSeq and is a predicted model, not a curated record. Bases 194 to 667 code for a protein of 157 amino acids. The transcript is spliced from 4 exons. Gene Ontology annotation, cellular component: membrane. Lineage: Eukaryota; Metazoa; Echinodermata; Echinoidea; Temnopleuroida; Toxopneustidae.
ACUUGCGAUUUAGAUAUCCAUGACGACAUGAGUCCACGGAAGAAUGUAAUUAUGGAGAUAAUGCAAGUGAGAAUGAACAAAAAUGUUUAUAAAUUAAAAUACCUUCAACGGUUUUUCAUUCACUUUAGAAGAUCAAUCCGAAAGUGCGGGUGUUUCUUUAGGGAGUUAAAAAAAAGAUUGUUAUAUUUUCAGAAUGGCCACCACGGAAGUAAACAUGACAAACGAAACGAAAAUGACCGUUACCGGUAAUGGAUACCCAGUUUAUUCUGGCUACCCUCCACAACAGAAUUACGUCACUCCCGGAGCCCCGCCUUCUUACCAACCAGUCGAUACCGCACAGCCCACAACUGUUGUAGUGAAUCACAAUGUUCCACAUAACCAGGGAAUUGUCAGACAGGCUCCCUCGCAGCAACCUAUUCGAGAUUAUACUGUAUUUGCUGUCAUCGUCACAAUCUUGUUCUGCGUACCAUUGGGCAUUGUUGGGAUCGUCAAAGCAUCUGAGGCGAGAAACAGGCGCAACAUAGGAGACGAUGAGGGCGCCAGAGAGGCUGCUCAGAGUGCAUUCAGAUGGUCCUUGAGCGGUCUCAUUAUUGGAUCUAUUUUUCUGGUGAUUGUCAUAGUCUAUUAUGCAGUUAUCCAGUCCCAAUAUAUUGACUUUUCAUAUUAAGAUGGCCUCAUCUGUUAUGUUCAAGGACGUAGCUUGGCCAUAUAUCCCUUGAUGAUAUUUGUUUACCGACCAAUCGGUAGACAAAUUCGAAUAAAGAAGAUCUAAGAAGUCUGAGGUACUAACAGGACUAACUAUAGCUUAGAUGUCAUUGACUUAUCUUAAAUAUAUGGCAUGGUGGUAUAGCCAUGGUUGCGUUAUGGCGACUCAUUCUCAGGAAGAGAAAGCAUGAUGAAUGGUUUUCCGUUUUCCAACUUCCGUACUACAACUUAUAAUAAAAUUAUUCAAAGUUAACAGCUUUCUCCUCUUUUCAAGAGUAAUUGGUCACUAGUGAUUGACCAAAAUUUGCAUUAAUUUCCCAAUUGCUUCCUGAUCAAAAAGGCCAAGAAUAAUAUUGUCCAUGUGAUCAUGACAAAAGAUAUUAAUGAUAAAAAUGAUAUGAAAGUUUGUAUGAAUAUAACUUGAUUUACAAUGCAAUAGUAUAAAAAUCAUUGUAUUUCUAUUGUUAAUAAUAAAAUGUUUUUAUUUUUUCUAGAUGUAUAUUUUGUUAUAAAUAAUUCAUGUCAAUAAAACACCUGUUAACAGGUGGUAAAAUUAGC